This is a messenger RNA of Brugia pahangi, 816 nucleotides long. The record is from the annotation of a GenBank genome assembly. NCBI's taxonomy places the organism in Eukaryota, Metazoa, Nematoda, Chromadorea, Rhabditida, Onchocercidae.
AUGACACAAUCAAUGAAAAUCAUUGAUGCGCUUCACAUUAUUGUAUAUCAAAUUGAUCAGUUGGUAAGGAAUAUGCCGGAUGAUGAAUAUCGGACAAAAUAUUCCGCAGCACAAAAGAUGCAAUUGUUGAAAUCACAACAGGCAAAAUUGGAAGUUCGAGCAAUGCCUGCACAUUCACAAUUAAAACUUAAAGCACAUGACAAGAAAACGAAAAAGAAACGAAAGAAGGAAAUAGCAAAAAAGAAAUCUCGAAAAGUAAAACUAUCAUUGGAUGCAGCUGAUUCAAGCAGUUCGUCGAAAUCAAAAAUAUCAACUGGUAGCAGUGCUGCUAUACCACGAUCACCACUACAUAAAAGUGACGUACAGCUGCCAACAUCAAAAGAUGAAGAAGAAAAUGCUCUGAAAUGGAAACAUCGAACAAAAUACAUUUAUGAAACUGAACGCAUUUCAUUAAAGCUUAAAGAAAUAGCUGCAGAAUGUACGAAAGAUAUUGAAUUACAAGCUGCAAUGAAUGAUAUUAUUGCAAGAAUAGAUACAUUAAAAAAAGCUCGCGAUGAAUAUUAUCAAUAUGUGCAAGCACAAAAUGAUAUAUUUGAUAAACAAAUUAAAUUACUGGAUGAAUUGCAAACAAUGCAAAUACGAGAACUAACCAAUAAAGUACAUCGAUUAAGUGAUACAUUCAAGAAUAUUGAUGCUAAGCUAUCCGUCAUUAAAGCAAAAUUGCAAAAUAUUACCAAUCAUCGAGCUAAAAAAACAUUAAUACAAAGUUUCAUUGAAGUUAAAGGUCAUUUGAAUAAAAUGAUUUGUAUGAAUUAA